AUGGCAAGAAAACAUCCAGCUAAGGGCACUUUUCAGAGCAAGAAAUCUUCCAAGCAAACCGGCAUGGUGACGGGACAGUCGUUCAAGGCCAAUCUAAGCAGCAAGUUCAAAUAUCCAACGCGUGGUAUGUCCACCCUAGAGUCCCUUCCAGCCGAGAUCUGGAAUCAAAUCAUGGAUAAUAUCUUUCGAUUUGGCCGCAACGAGAUUUGUGAACCCGAUGGAGACAUCAUCACACCUCUUCACCAGAUCGGAGGCCUAAACUUUGCAUCCCAAUCCACCAAGUACCGCGUACAAAGCUACAUCUCUCGAAAAUAUGGCAAUCGGAAACUCAACCUUCUCCGACUUAUCAGCAGAGAUCCAACCCCUUCCAGCACACUGGCAUUUGCCGUUGGCAUUGGCCUUCUUAUCAACAGGCCAUUGAAGCGGGGCACUCGAUUUCUUCCGAUCCAAUAUGCUACCGAGCUCACUCAUGUGCUGAUAGACACCUUCAUUGAUUGGAAGUUGGAAUGCACUCGAGUCGUCGGAAAGCCCGCUGCAGGACAUCAAUCCCGUGCGUUCAAAAAACUCAUGAACGGAGCAGAAUGUGUCAUUGCGGCCAAGUGUCGCACUAUUUCUGACUAUGUGCACGAGGCGUGGUUUUCAUCCGAAUCUUGGGAGGAGAUUGAAAAGAUGCUGAUGAAUAAGAACCUGACCUGGAUGGUUGAUAUGCUUGCUCAGAGGAUUAACCGCCGAAAUUGA
This is a messenger RNA of Penicillium pulvis, 738 nucleotides long. RefSeq lists its product as uncharacterized. The transcript has 2 exons. Bases 1 to 738 code for a protein of 245 amino acids. The record is from RefSeq and is a predicted model, not a curated record. Lineage: Eukaryota; Fungi; Ascomycota; Eurotiomycetes; Eurotiales; Aspergillaceae.